Molecule: messenger RNA, 2999 nt
Organism: Colletes gigas
Lineage: Eukaryota; Metazoa; Arthropoda; Insecta; Hymenoptera; Colletidae
Gene: lds
Product: transcription termination factor 2
Exons: 9
Coding region: 99-2990 (963 amino acids)
Molecular function (GO): ATP-dependent chromatin remodeler activity; ATP binding
Source: RefSeq, a predicted model, not a curated record
CGUACAUAUUAUAGAAACCCAAUAUUUUUCCAUAUUCUAUGUAUGCGAAUGUGAUUACGUGAAAUCAAAAGAAAUUAAUAAAAUUUACAGGAUUUUGGAUGGAUAAAAGUUUCAGCCGAUGGCGUGAUUCGCCUCUUGCGAGUAAGAAGUCCUUUGUCAUUUCUGAUAGUGACGAGGAAAUCGACGCAAAUGUUGGGAUAGAAAAAAUCUACGUGGCUGAGAGCAGCGAGAGUAGCACUGCCGCUUCUAGAAGUACAACACCAGAAAAGUGGCAAUUGAAUAAGAAACCAUCAAUAAACGAGAUCGAACGUAGAGUUAAAAAGUAUAUUCCUCAUUAUUCUGAUGAUGACGAGGACAGCAACAAUGAGGUCUAUAAUCUUGAAUCAUCCAACAAUAAGGAUGGAAACUAUAUGGACUACAGCAAUACAAGCGAUGACAGCGACGAUGUUGUUGUGCGUAGUAAGAAAACAAAGAAGAAAAACAGAUUUCAUGAUUCUACUAUAGAAAGUAUGAACAAAAUUGUGUUGGAUGACAAGUCUUCUGACAGCAGCAUAUUAGAAGAACAUGGUGCUGCAUCUACAAGCAUACAGUCAAGGAAAAACGAAAGAUUUAAAGAAGAAAGAAAAGAUCAACAGGAUAUGUAUUCAACUAAUUGUAUCAUAGAUGGCGAAGAUAGUUCAGAACCUGAAAUUGUAAUGAUUACUGAGGAAAAAGAAAUUGAUGUUGAUAAUACAGAUUCGCAGCUUGUAGAAAAAGAAGUACUCCUUUGUAAAAUGGAUCACUUAAAGAACGAGCUGAGUAAAACACAGCUGUUACUCAAGGCUGGUAAUAUCGAUUUAUUACCAGACAAAGGUGAAAAGUUGCGCGAGAGAAUCGCAUUGCAACAAGAAGAAAUAGAAAAGAUUGCAGCGAAAUUGGAAAAUACAUCUUUAGCACAAUCCAUUAAGACAGAAUUGUAUUCCUACAAACAGGAUACGUUAUUUACCAAAAAAGAACUCGAUACUAAGGACGAACUAUAUUCUAUCCAGUUAGAUUCUGAUUGCGAUGUACAUUAUAUACCGCCAUCAUUGGAGCAGAAAGAACUUGGCACGAAAGCUCAAGCUACGUUGAACAAAGAAUUAGCUUUAACAGUUGAUAGACUGCAGGAUUUACACGGUUCCCUCCUAGCUAGACCAUCCGAAGAGGAGAGAGCAAGUGAUCCACAGGGCUUGAAAGUAAAGUUAAUGCCGCAUCAACAACACGCGUUGGCAUGGCUGAUGUGGAGAGAACAACAGAGACCUCCCGGCGGGAUUCUCGCUGAUGAUAUGGGUUUGGGUAAAACUUUAACGAUGAUAUCUUUAAUCAUAGCUGCGAAGAAAGCGAAAGUUGUCGCAGAAAGUAGCGACGAUGAAUGGCUGGAUCAGAAAACAACGUUGCGACAUAAGGGUGGAACGCUCGUGGUUUGUCCAGCGUCUCUGUUAUCGCAGUGGGAAAAUGAAAUACGCAACAGAUGUAGGCGAAGUCUGCUUUCCAUCGAAGUUUACCAUGGUACUAAUCGAGAACAUGUGCCAAAGAAAUUAGCAAGAAACGACGUGGUCAUCACAACGUACAACAUAUUAAAUCGUGAAUUUAAAUCCAUGUCCACGUCGUACAAAAUUCACUGGGAACGCGUGAUACUCGACGAGGCGCAUGUGAUUCGAAAUCACAAAAGCCAGGCAUCCGAGGCCAUAUGCGGUCUCGUAGCGAAUAAACGGUGGGCUCUUACCGGUACACCUAUUCAAAAUAAGGAAUUAGAUUUGUACUCGAUUUUGAAGUUCCUUAAAUGUACACCUUUUGAUGAUCUACGGGUAUGGAAGCGUUGGGUGGACAACAAAAACGCAGCUGGUCGUCAAAGAUUGACAACCGUAAUGAACACACUGAUGUUACGUAGGACAAAACAGGAACUUCAAGAUAAGGGCGAACUGGAAAGUUUGCCCGAUAAAACUGUAGAAGAAGUGUCUGUCACGCUCGAUUCGCAGGAGCAGUUGGUGUACGAAAAAGUGUUAAUUUAUUCUCGAACGUUGUUCGCUCAAUUCUUGUCACAGAGAGCGGAAAAAGAUCAUAUGAGGGAUUUAGCUACCGGCAUAUACGAUCAACCAACUUUCCUCUCGAAUCCAAACAAGAAUACUCGAUUCACAAAGGCGCAGAAUAAAUUAUUGUCGUUGCACGCUGACGUUAAAGCGUACGAAAUUUUGGGUCUCUUAUUGAGAUUGCGUCAAGUUUGCGUCCAUCCUUCUCUUAUCCACUCGAUGCUGGAUCAAGAAGACAUGAUGGCGAGUGGAAUAAUGGAUACGGCAAAUAUGGAUCCGAACAUAUUGUCAGAAAUAAACAAUAUAUCAUUGCAAGAGUCUAACGAUGUAGAUGAUAAGGAAAUCGGUGUUGACCGCAGAGUAGCUACUACCGAUUUACUUACGUCCAAGAAUCCAGUCUUUAAAGUUGAUCGUGUAAGUUCCAAGAUGAAAGCAGUAGUUUGCAAGGUCGAAGAAAUUUUGAAGAAUAACGAUAAAUUAAUAAUCGUUUCGCAAUGGACAUCGACGCUGAACAUUAUGGCGAAGUAUUUGUCUUCGAUGAAAGGUGCUACGUUUUGUAUGUUCACGGGCAGCGUGGCCAUCAAGGAUCGACAGGGUGUAAUGGAUUCGUUUAACUUUCCGGACAGAGACCCAAAAAUAUUAUUACUUUCGCUUACUGCCGGGGGUGUUGGAUUAAACUUGGUAGGUGCAAAUCACUUAUUGUUAAUGGACAUUCAUUGGAAUCCGCAAUUGGAAGUGCAGGCACAAGAUAGGAUAUAUCGUUUCGGGCAAAACAAAGAUGUUUUUAUAUACAAGUUUAUUUGUAAGGACACGAUAGAAGAGCGUAUCAAACUGUUACAAGAGAAAAAAAUAAGCAUAGCGCAAAAUGUUCUGAGCGGCGACAAGAGCUCGGUCGCUUCGAAACUUUCGUUCGAUGAUAUGAAAUCUCUAUUUGCUCUCUAAAUAACAGAG